GAGACAGAAGAAGAAGAAGCCUUGUCUAAUGAAAUCCAGCAACCUCUUUCUACAUUUAAUUCAGAAGAUAAAGAAGAUGAAAACAAGCCAGAAGCAGACCCCGGUGCUGAGGAUAUGGAAGUUAUAAGUGGAUCAAUAGAAGAGGAAACGGCCAGGCGAGCGAUUAACGAGGAGGUCAAAGAAGAGGCUGCGAUCGCUUCCACUGAUACGUUCGACAAGACCGUCAGUAACACCGAAGGACAAGGAGAAGGAACUGGAAGAAAUGAAGUGGUGGUUUUUGUUUGCGGCCAACCAGCAGACGCGGACGCCGCCGAUAACGUCAUUCAAGAUGAUGCGGAAGAGCAGAGCAAGACGGUUAAUCGACUUCAUGAGAACCAGAUAGUCUACGAGCCGAUUAGUAGUCCAGAAAGCAGCGCUGAAGACGGGGAGGUUUGUGCACCGUUGGAGAAACAUGCCGCCGUGUCAUUCCUGGACAUCCAGCACACAGAGGCCUCGUCCGCUAAUGAAGAAAACAGAGGAGUGUGCAACCUGCAACUGGAAACGGUUAGAGAAGAAAUGCAUGUGUCAGACAGCCGGGCGGUGAUGGAAAACGAGGUCCAAGCCAUCUGUGUACCAGAGCAGCGUCCGGCCCAGUCUGCACAGUCGGAGCAGAGGAGCGCAACCGUGGACGUGAAACAAGUCGCAGUGAUCAGCUCCAGCGAUGAUAUCAGCGUGCCAGACAGAGGGUUAGAAGAUGCAACGGAAAAAACUCAAAGGAAUGGCUUUCCAGAGUUUUCUGAACAGAUGCGGGAGGACGCCGGACGCCAGGAGGUUGCAGAUGUCACCGUGACGACGACUACAGCCAUCGCUGCAGUCGAGAUCCCAGAUAGUACAUCUGAGGAGUACGUGAUCUUAGAACCGGUCCCGGAGAGUGAGAUCCCCUUUGAUAUCGUCACUCAAGCGGCGGCUGAAUCGGGUUUGUCGGACUCGCUUUCGGAGCAGGUGAAUCCAGACAGCGCGUUGGUGGGCGAUGCAGAAAAUCAAAGGGUUUCGAACGGUUCCCCACAAAGCUUUCACCCUGAGGCAGAAGUACAGCAUUGUCAAACAACCGGUGAGAUCAAAGACGCUACGGUGACGAACUCAGGUGAGGUUGAGGACACUGGGGUCGAGAUAGAAACUGCAACUACUCCACCCAAAGAGGAAGAAGAAGAAGAAGGUGUUCAAGUUACUAAUAAUUCUGACCAAGACCAGCAACCAGCAUCGUCUGAAAUGAUGGAUGUUAACACCACGGACUCUCACGCCGCUCAAGGCUCAAAUGAAGACUGUAACGAUCUGCUGACGGAGAACGUGGAGGGUAAUUUGGAUCUGCAUGAGGUGCAAAUCCUGGAGGAUAUAGGGCUCGGCCGUGAGAUCGUAGUAGAGGAAGAGAACGAGGAAGACGCCGACAUUACAAUAAUAGAAAAGCCUCAGGAAACACCUGAAGCCGCCGCCGCCGCCCCUGCCGCCGCUCUUAAAAAGCCAGAGGAAACGACGGUUAAUGAGAAAAAUAAAGAUAAAGACACUUGUGGGACGUCGGUGAAGCAAAACAACACAGCCGAGAAGACUGAGGAUGAUAAAAAGGGACAAGAGCCACAAAAACCCAAGAAACAAGAGAUGAAUACGCAGGCGAGGACUAAAGCACGUCUGGCCGCUCUGGCUGAACAAAAGGCCGCAGCCUCGAAGAGAACAGCCAACAGACAACAGCUGAACCUCUUAGCCUUGUGCCAGGAAAUCGCCGAGGACAUCGCCACAGAUAGCAUGCUGCUGAAGAGGAUAGAAGAAGAGAAGCAAGCAGCGGCUGCAGCAGUGGCGGCAAAAGCUGAAGCCAGUAAGAAAGAAAGCCCUGCACCUGUUAGCACCCCUGUAGUAGAGACGGGUGAUGUUGCAACUCCCGCCGGACCGGAAGUGUGCUCGGCUUCGGUGGCUUCGGUUUCAGUGCCCCUCAAAGUCCACGAGAAGAAGAAGCUGACUCGAUAUCAGCGGCUGAGACAAGUCGAACUGCAGAGAGAGAAAAUGUCGUGGGCUCGAGUGAAGAAGAUGAAGUCCGACCAAGCGAAUCAGAUGUUCUCGGACAUGGAAUGGCAGCCAUCUUUGUUCUCGCCCUCUCCGGUUUCAGUUAACACCUCGAUGACGGAUCCUUCACCUGCAGCCAGUCCAUCGAAAUCUAAAACCCCUCUCCCGAGCCCUUCCUCCAGUGGCAAACCUGCGACACCCAAAGCCGAAGCUCCUAAAGUGGAGUCUCCUAAAGCUGAAGCGAGUAAACCCGAACCCCCUAAAUCAGAACCCUCCAAAACCGAACCUAGCAAAACUGAAGUCUCUAAAACUGCACCACCUAAAGCCGAAACCCCUAAAACGACGAGGCAAAGUAAGGCUCAGACUCCUAAAGAGACCCCUCCUCCUGGUCCUUCCCCAAAAGUGACCAGAUCAUCAGCCAGGAGGAGCCUCCCUGCCGUCCCCCCUCCCAUGCCCAACGGACUCAACGCCCAGAAGACGAAGAUCGAGUAUAAGCCGUACAGACCGAGACCCAAGUACUCCUUUGAUGAUUUCGAACUAGAUGACGACCCUCUACCAGCUCCUCCGGCAAAGCCCACUCCUCAGCCCAGACCUGCACGCCCCAACCUCCAGUCCAGACCAGUAGCUCAGUCCAAACCAGCGCUCCUUUCACCGUCAAGACCCGCCGUUUCAUCACAGCUCGCCAACCAGGCCAAACUCAAAGCUCAGAUCUCAGGUCAGUCGAAGCUCGCCGUUUCAACCGCGCCUCAGUCGAAGCCCGCCGCCGCCGCCACCAGCUCCUCUUCAAACCCCGCCGCCGUCGCACUCCAACCGAAGACUUCAUCGGGAGUUGCCACGGCCGCCUCGUCGAGACCCGUCGCACCUUCAGCCAAACCUUUACUGAAGUCUCCGGUUUUAACGACACCUCAGUCCAGAUCUGCUUCUUCUUCUUCUUCUUCGGCUGCAGGUCAAUCCAAACCUGCUGCUGCUUCUUCUUCUUCUUCUUCUUCUUCUGCUUCUGCUUCUUCUUCUACACCCCAAUUAAAGACUCCUGCUGGUUCAACAGCAGCUAAAACAUCCGAGACAAAGCCCGCCGCCGCUGCUGCUUCAACACCUCCGAAAACCCCAAAUCCUCCAUCAUCCGAAGACAGAAAAUGCAAGGAUGCAACCGGUUUACUUUCAUCAGCUCCUUCAUCUUCCCUUCCCUCCAAAGAGAGCUCUAAAGCGUCUGACGGUACGCAGCAGAGCGACAGAAAGCCUGCAGGGACAGAAACAGUCGAGGCGGCCGAGAAGACGACGGACAAGCCUCAACAAGACGGAGCAGUGAAUCCACGAGACAGCGGGACUCCUCUGUCUGACGCCAGUCUGCAAAAAGAAGUGAAGAAACUAAGAGAGGCGGACAAAGACGGCACUCAGACUAUUAUUGAUGCAGGACAGAAGCAUUUCGGAGCGGUGGCCUGCAGCGUGUGUGGGAUGCUCUACUCCGCCGCCAACCCUGAAGACGAGUCUCAACAUUUACUUUUCCACAACCAGUUCAUCAGCGCCGUCAAAUACGUGGGAUGGAAGAAGGAGAGAAUCUUGGGGGAAUAUCCAGACGGCAAGAUCAUUCUUGUCCUGCCAGAUGAUCCCAAAUAUGCCCUGAAGAAGGUGGAGGAGAUCAGAGAGAUGGUGGACAAUGACCUCGGCUUCCAGCAGGUGGAGACCAAGUGUCCCUCUCAGACCAAAACCUUCCUCUUCAUCUCCAACGACAAGAAAGUUGGUGGGUGCCUCAUAGCGGAGCACAUCCAGGAGGGGUACCGGGUGAUCGAGGAGUCCGCGCCGGAGGGUUCGGAGAGAGAGAAGGUGAUGUUUGAACGGCAGAGAGCUUGGUGCUGCUCCACCACGCCGGAGCCGGCAAUCUGUGGCAUCAGCCGCAUCUGGGUGGUGAACAUGAUGAGACGUCAGGGCAUCGCCUCGCGCCUGCUGGAGUGCCUCAGGAACAACUUCAUAUACGGUUCCUACCUGAGCAAAGACGAGAUCGCUUUCUCCGACCCCACCCCCGACGGGAAGCUCUUCGCCACACAUUACUUUGGCACUUCUCAGUUUUUGGUUUAUAACUUUGUGAGUGGAACACGCUCCUCGCAGCCCAAAUCAGACGCGGUAUGAUCACCAUACCUUCGAGAGGAGAGGAGAGGAGAAAAGGUAACGAGGCGUUCACUGACCCAACGGGAUCUCACUCUCACUUAAACUAUCUGUGUCUGACUCUUUACAUGCAAAACGAUUUAAAACAAAACAAAAAAAAACAAAAACUGUAAAUUUCUCCUUGGAGAGGACACACAUGGGUUCAAAUCUCAGGAUGAAGACAACAAGCUGCUGUUUUGUUGUUUGGUAAAUAUUAUGAAUUCACCCUUUAAUCCUUCCCUGCAUAGUAUUUUGCAAAGAAAGAAAGAAAAAAACAAAACUAAUAUUUUCUUUAUACCUUUUUAAGUAAAAACAAUUUGGAUUUAUUAGAAAUAUAAAACGCAUGAUCUGACAGCAAUAGAAGACAAAGCGCAUUUCAUGGUUGUUGUUUUUUAAAUGUCUGAAAACCAUCAAAUCAAGUUAUUAAAUUAAAUUAAAUGGUUAUUUUUUAGUUUUGUCCCCAUUAUGUAAUUUUUUUUAACUUACAUGAUGAAUUAAACAUGUACGAGGUUUUUUUUUAACAUGUGAUGAUGAUGUCAUCGAUUAUGUUAAAAGGUAACAAUGUUUCCUU
Molecule: messenger RNA, 4741 nt
Organism: Scomber japonicus (chub mackerel)
Lineage: Eukaryota; Metazoa; Chordata; Actinopteri; Scombriformes; Scombridae
Product: proteoglycan 4-like
Exons: 10
Coding region: 115-4155 (1346 amino acids)
Biological process (GO): mitotic sister chromatid cohesion
Cellular component (GO): nucleus; chromatin
Molecular function (GO): protein-lysine-acetyltransferase activity
Source: RefSeq, a predicted model, not a curated record